Molecule: messenger RNA, 4578 nt
Organism: Eucalyptus grandis
Lineage: Eukaryota; Viridiplantae; Streptophyta; Magnoliopsida; Myrtales; Myrtaceae
Product: COP1-interactive protein 1-like
Molecular function (GO): actin binding
Source: RefSeq, a predicted model, not a curated record
GCCGACAAGCCCGGGGACUCGGACGCCGAGCUCGGAGAUUCAGGCCUUUGGUUUUGACGGAUUAGUUCCGCCGUCCUGAAUCCGCGCGAAUCGGUUGAAGCUGCUCGAGGGAGGGAGGCUAGCGAGAUUGGAGGAGAUCGAAUCAGUUGUUGUGGACAAGAUGGUAUGUGGCAAUGCAUUCUUGUAGUUAAAGGUUAAUCCUCUGACAGAGACAUGACUAAACAUCGAUUCAGAGAUUCAAUAAAGUCCUUGUUCGGGAGUCAUAUUGAUUCAGAGGCAGGGGAACAGCUGAAAGGAACUAAAUCAGAAAUUGAGGCCAAGGUGAAUAGGAUCUUGAAGCUUAUCAGAGAUGAACAUCCUGAAGAAGACAACCAGGAUCCAGCUGGGGACUCUAGAAGAAGAUCGCUUGAAGAGUUAGUCAAUGAAUUCCACACAAAAUAUCAGUCCCUGUAUGAAAAAUAUGAUUCUCUCACAGCAGAGCUCAGGAAAAAGGUUAGUAGCAAACGAAGUAAAGAUGAACCUCAUUCGUCAAGCUCUGAUUCAGACUCAGACUCGGACCAUUCCUCAAAGAAAGACGGUAAAAAUGGGCAAUUAGAAAAUGAUCGGGAAAUCACAGCUGACAUGAAGCAGGAACUUGAAACAGCAAAUCUAGAAGUUGCUGACUUGAAGAGGAAGUUAACAAGCAUGACAGAAGAGAGACAUCUGCAGUCUGAAUGCCAAGUAGCUUUGAGCAAGGUACAAGCAGCAGAAAACAGUAUCCAGGAGAUGAACAUCAAAGCUGAAAGGUUAGAGGAGGAAAGAUCCAAGCAUUUUGCUGACAACCAGAACCUGACCGAAAAGCUGGAGAUGCUUGGUAAGGUUGAAGUAGCAAAACAAAGACUGGAGGACAUGACAGUUCAGAAAGAGACCUUGAUGGCAGAGAGAGAGGCUGCCUUGAAAAAGAUUGAAGAGGGAGAAAAAUCUGCUGACUUGAGAAAUUCGGUUGAUCAGAUGAAAGAUGAAAAAGCAGCUCUGGAGCUGGAACUAGAAUCUAUGAAAGGCCAUGUUUCAGAAGUCACCCUGGAAGAAAACAAGUCUCUAGCUUCUAAAGUGUCCGAACUUUUACAUGGCAUUGAGAAUGCACAGAAAAAUAUUGAAGACUUCAACAGUGAAUUGGGAGAAAUGAAGAAAACUUUGGAGGAAAAAGAAAGGGAGCUUUUGGCUUUGACAGAAGUGCAUCAAGUCCAUCAGAAUGAUGCAUCAGCUCAGAUAGAAGGCCUGAAAGCACAGAUAGCAAAUCUUGAAUUGAAACUUGAAACUGUUCAAACUGAGAAAAGGGACGUAGAAGAGCUGAUGGAAAGAAAAUCAACUGAAGCAAAACAACUGGCUGAGGAAAACAUGCGACUGACAGCCCAAGCUGCAGAAUUUGAAGAAAUGUCAAAAGCCAGAGAGGAUGAAAUAUCGGCUCUCAAGAAGAAGCUCGAGGAUAGUGAAAAGGAGUCUCAAAAAUCUCAAGAGCUUUCAGAAACUAUGGUUGAGACAGAAAGAUUGAAGGAGGAGUUGACAAGAAAAACUAUUGAUCAAGAAAAGAUUAUGGAGGAGAAGGAAGGUUUAGUAUGUCGGGUGAAGGACCUGGACCUGGAGACAGCUACUAUGCGCACCCAGAAGGAUGACAUGGAAGAACGAAUAAGAACUAUAGAGAAGGAGAAUGACCUGCUUAGAGAGGAAAAGGAAGAGUUGCAGAGAAAUGUUCUCGAGUUUCAGGAGACUCACGAUGCUCUUCGAGGACACAAAAGUGAAUUAGAAUUGCAGCUUGAAACAAAGACUCGAGAUUUUUCGGAAUUCUCUACUCAAAUGGAGGGCUUGAAACAGCAGCUAGUGAGUGAUAGAGAUCAUCACCAGAAGACAAUGGAAGAGAGAGACAGCAUGACAGCCCGGAUACAGGACCUCAUGCUUGAGGUGGAUUCUCUAAUCAACCACAGAACUCAACUGGAAGAGCAGAUAAAAAGCAAAGGUAUUGAGAGCGAUCAGUUGCGAGAGGAAAUGGGUAGACUACAAGAUAGAGUUCUUGAAUUGGAGAGGAAGCUCUCAGAGAAAGAGGAUGGAUUUUCUGCUCUACAUGAAAAACUAGAACAGGGAGAAACUGAAGCUUCAGCUAAAAUCAUGGCUUUGGAGACACAAAUUAACAAUCUGAGAGAGGAUUUGGAUCUCUUACAGAGUCAGAAAGCUCAGUUGGAACUACAACUUGAAAAAGAGAGACAAGAAUCUUCAGAAAGCAUGGUGCAAUUGGAGAAUCAGAAAAGUGAAGUAACCAACCAGAGUGAAGAUCUGCGGAGAUUGCUUAAAGAGAAGGAGGACUCGCACAAAACGUUGAGUGAGAAACUCAUGCUUGAGGUGGAUUCUCUGAUCAACCACAGAACUCAACUGGAAGAGCAGACAAAAAGCAAAGGUAUUGAGAGCGAUCAGUUGCGAGAGGAAAUGGGUAGACUACAAGAUAGAGUUCUUGAAUUGGAGAGGAAGCUCUCAGAGAAAGAGGAUGGAUUUUCUGCUCUACAUGAAAAACUAGAACAGGGAGAAACUGAAGCUUCAGCUAAAAUCAUGGCUUUGGAGACACAAAUUAACAAUCUGAGAGAGGAUUUGGAUCUCUUACAGAGUCAGAAAGCUCAGUUGGAACUACAACUUGAAAAAGAGAGACAAGAAUCUUCAGAAAGCAUGAUGCAAUUGGAGAAUCGGAAAAGUGAAGUAACCAACCAGAGUGAAGAUCUGCGGAGAUUGCUUAAAGAGAAGGAGGACUCGCACAAAACGUUGAGUGAGAAACUCAUGCUUGAGGUGGAUUCUCUGAUCAACCACAGAACUCAACUGGAAGAGCAGAUAAAAAGCAAAAGUAUUGAGAGCGAUCAGUUGCAAGAGGAAAAGGGAAGACUACAGGCUAGAGUUCUUGAAUUGGAGAGGAAGCUAUCAGAGAAAGAGGAUGGAUUUUCUGCUCUACAUGAAAAACUUGAACAAGGAGAAACUGAAGCUUCAGCUAAAAUCAUGGCUUUGGAGACGCAAAUUAACAAUCUGAGAGAGGAUUUGGAUCUCUUACAGAGUCAGAAAGCUCAAUUGGAACUACAACUUGAACAAGAGAGACAAGAAUCUUCAGGAAGCAUGAUGCAACUGGAGAAUCAGAAAAGUGAAGUAGCCAACCAGAGUGAAGAUCUGCGGAGAUUGCUUAAAGAGAAGGAGGACGCGCACAAAACGUUGAGUGAGAACCUUAUGCUUGAGGUGGAUUCUCUAAUCAACCACAGAACUCAACUGGAAGAGCAGAUAAAAAGCAAAAGUAUUGAGAGCGAUCAGUUGCAAGAGGAAAAGGGAAGACUACAGGAUAGAGUUCUUGAAUUGGAGAGGAAGCUAUCAGAGAAAGAGGAUGAAUUUUCUGCUCUACAUGAAAAACUUGAACAAGGAGAAACUGAAGCUUCGGCUAAAAUCAUGGCUUUGGAGACACAAAUUAACAAUCUGAGAGAGGAUUUGGAUCGCUUGCAAAGUCAGAAAGCUCAAUUGGAACUACAACUUGAAAAGGAGAGACAAGAAUCUUCAGAAAGCAUGAUGCAAAUGCAGAGUCGGACAAGUGAAGUAGCCAACCAGAGUGAAGAUCUGCGGAGAUUGCUUAAAGAGAAGGAGGAUUCACACAAAACGUUGAGUGAGGAACAUACACUAGUUGGAGGCUUUUUUCGUAAGUGCAAGGAAAGCCUUGAGCGGGCAGAAACUAAGACGAAAGAAAUGGAAGCUGAGUUCCGCUCAAAAUUCCAUUCAAGGGACCAGAUGGUGGCUGAUUUGGAAGAAAUGGUUGAAGAUUUGAAGAGAGAUCAAGAAUUAAAAGAAGAAGAAAUCAGUUCCUUAACUGAGAAUGUACGAAAUAUCGAGGUUAAGCUCCGUCUCUCAAACCAGAAGCUUAGGGUCACAGAGCAAUUGCUGACUGAGAAGGAAGAGAGCUUCAGGAAAGCCGAAGCAAAAUUCCAACAAGAACAGAGGGCUCUUGAAGAAAGGGUUGCGGCCUUGUCUGAAACAAUUGCCUCAAACAACGAAGCCUAUCAGAAAAUGAUUACAGAAGUCUCCAAAGAAGUAAACAGCAGCUUGAUUGCAUGGGAAGCUGUUGUCCAGAAAUUCGACACAGAAUAUGACAACUACAGAAACUGCAUUUUGGAAGUCUACAAUGACUUGAACAUUGUGAAGAGCUGGGUAAGAGAUGCGAAUGACGCGAAACGUCAACUAGGGAGGAAGUUCCUCGAGAAGUUAAAGGUGCAAGCCAGCGAGGAACAAGCCGAAAAGGGGAAACUGACUAUAGCUCUAAACAGGAUCGAGAAAAAGGCUGAGGAACUCGAGACGACAUUGAAGGACAAAGACGAGUCGAUCUUCGGUCUCGGGGAAGAGAAGAGGGAGGCGAUCAGGCAACUCUGCAUCUGGAUUGACUAUCAUCGCAGCCUCAAUGAUGACCUCAAGGAAAUGCUAGCCAAGACGGUAACAGCCAGAGGCCAGAGGGCAGCCGCAGGCUCUGACUUUGUUUUAUUUCUAUUCGCAGAUUCGUUCCGGUGUGUCAACAUUUUUUUCCUUGAUUGUUGA